Messenger RNA from Serpula lacrymans var. lacrymans S7.9, 377 nucleotides. RefSeq lists its product as uncharacterized. The coding region runs from base 66 to 338 and encodes 90 amino acids. NCBI's taxonomy places the organism in Eukaryota, Fungi, Basidiomycota, Agaricomycetes, Boletales, Serpulaceae. The transcript has 2 exons. The record is from RefSeq and is a predicted model, not a curated record.
CGAAAGAGCACUAAGGUUCUCAUUCAUGUCUAUCCUGCCGGGUAAAUCUUCGCCGAGCGGUGGGUAUGACGCUUGACAGCGACUGGGAAAUGAAGGAUAACGUGGCCGCCAUUCGUGAGAUAAGAGAUUUGAUCAUAGCUGGUCCUUGGAGCCAAGUCCUGAUAUGUUGCGAUAUAUACUUGACACUAGGAGGAUCCCGGCCAGAUGAUACCAAGAUAUGCAGCUUUACAGGGCACCCAGCUGUGCACAUUCAUCAAUCGUUACGACCAUCAACAUCCCAUGACAUCCAUUCAUUAAUAGCGGUAGUGGCCUCGGGCUGCAUGCUCCCUGCAGGAUAACCACCCACACUAUUCCGUCGGUUUACAAUGGCAUCGUAC